This is a messenger RNA of Helianthus annuus (common sunflower), 375 nucleotides long. RefSeq names its product basic blue protein. NCBI's taxonomy places the organism in Eukaryota, Viridiplantae, Streptophyta, Magnoliopsida, Asterales, Asteraceae. The transcript is spliced from 2 exons. Gene Ontology annotation, cellular component: plasma membrane. Gene Ontology annotation, molecular function: electron transfer activity. The coding region runs from base 1 to 375 and encodes 124 amino acids. The record is from RefSeq and is a predicted model, not a curated record.
AUGGCUAAGGGAAGAGGUAGUGCAUUGGUGGCGAUGGUUGUGUCUUGUCUAUUACUUGUGACGCUUCAAUGUGAGCUAGCUCAUGCAGCUACCUAUGUCGUCGGCGAUGGCAAUGGUUGGACAUUCAACGUAGCUGGCUGGGAAAAAGGCAAGAAUUUCAAUGCCGGCGAUGUCCUUGUGUUUAAUUACCCAAAAGGAGCACAUAAUGUUGUGGUAGUGAGCAAGGCAGGGUAUGAUAGGUGCACCACUACCCCAAGCGACAAGGUUUACACAAGUGGGAAAGACCAAAUUACUCUUGUGAAAGGUCUGAACAACUUUAUUUGCAGUUUCGCUGGUCAUUGUCCUAGCAUGAAGAUUGAAAUCUUUGCAUCUUAG